Molecule: messenger RNA, 948 nt
Organism: Raphanus sativus (radish)
Lineage: Eukaryota; Viridiplantae; Streptophyta; Magnoliopsida; Brassicales; Brassicaceae
Product: glycine-rich protein A3
Exons: 3
Coding region: 153-668 (171 amino acids)
Source: RefSeq, a predicted model, not a curated record
AAAUGGUAACGCGUUAAGUAAUCAAUGAUGCAGACGCAGCACGCCUAUCCAUAUAUAUACACACAUAAGGCUCUGUUCUUUUGCUUUAAUUCGUUCUGAAACAAUCUUCGAAGUUCGUAUCGGUUUUGGUUUGCUGAAAGUUAGUAAAAACAAUGGGAGGUGGUAAAGACAAGCAUCAUGAUGAGCAAGACAAAGGGUUUCAUGGUUUUCCAGGAGGUGGACAUCAUUACCCUCCCGGUGCACCUGGAGGUUACCCACCCGCGGGAUACCCGCCACAACAAGGAUAUCCUCCAGCUGGAGGCUACCCACCUGCAGGUUACCCACCCGGUGCAUACCCUCCUGGUGCUCCCGGAGGUUAUCCUCCUGCAGGCUAUCCUGCUCCUCACCAUGCAGGACAUUCUAGUGGUGGACUAGGAGGUAUGAUCGCCGGUGCAGCUGGUGCAGCCGCAGCUGCCUAUGGAGCUCACCACAUUGCUCAUGGAGCACACAACCCGUACGGGCAUGCAGGGCCCGCAGGGUUUGGCCACGUUGGUCACGGUGGAUAUGGUCAUGGUAAGUUCAAGCACGGAAAGCAUGGAGGCAAAUUCAAGCACGGAGGCAAGUUCAAGCAUGGAAAGCAUGGGAAGCACGGUAUGUUUGGAGGAGGCAAAUUCAAGAAGUGGAAGUAAUCUCAAACAGAAAAAAUAACCUAUGAGAUUCUCUUCUCCAGUAGUCUCAUUACCUGGCCGAUGUUUCUAAUAAUCAAACCCCCUCUCAAAAUAAUUACAAUUUAACUAUAUAUCGGUUUAGAGAUUGCUGGUUUAGAGAAAAUAAAAUGGAGAGUGAUAGUAUAAUGUAAAAACCUUAUGGUAUCUGUAGAAGAGGUUUCUUCAAUCUCUCAAUAGCAGAUGCUUUGAAACUUAUCUAUGAUUUUGGUUUUGUAAUUGACAGUUUGUGUUUGUUCUGGUU